Messenger RNA from Cydia pomonella (codling moth), 1946 nucleotides. Its product is annotated as 23 kDa integral membrane protein-like. The coding region runs from base 203 to 1138 and encodes 311 amino acids. NCBI's taxonomy places the organism in Eukaryota, Metazoa, Arthropoda, Insecta, Lepidoptera, Tortricidae. The record is from RefSeq and is a predicted model, not a curated record. Gene Ontology annotation, cellular component: membrane. The transcript has 6 exons.
ACGCUGAAAUAGCCGUUGGCUCAUAGUGCAGCGUGAACUCGAGAACAGAACUAUCGUGCGAGAAAUAAAAAAACAAAAUAAUAACAUAUUUUUGGUGAUCAGCAGGUUGUUUGUAUUUUAUUUAUUUACAUUAGCAUUUCGAAGGUGUUGCAGUUGUGGCGUGUUAAAAAGAACGGCAAGGUGCCAUUCACAGUUCAUAGUAAUGCAAAUGAAUAGUGAACCGAAGAAAACACAAGUAAAUAUGCAAAAUAUGAAGUUCACGAAGACGGAGGCGGAGUAUAACCUGAAGUCCAUCAGGUUUCUGCUGCUGACCAUCACAACUAUGUUUAUUAUAGUAGCAGGCCUGAUGGUUGUCCUCGGCUUUUCCGUAUACUCGGAGUACCACGACUUCUCUUUCUUCUACGGCGCGAAAGGCGGUCGCUUCGUCACCCUGUCGGCGCUGUCGGUUUUCAUCGGCAUGGUGCUGCUGGUGGUCACCUCCUUCGGGUUCUUCGGCAGUCUUAAGCAGAGCACGUGCUUGGUCAAUUUGUACGCGUUCUUCCUGAGCCUCAUCCUAAUUGUGAUGCUGGUGGUGGUGAUCCUGGCCUGCACUCUGGACUCCUCAACCGUGAUGAAGUACCUCUCCAUCCCCAUAUCCGGGUACGCCGCUGAUCCUGAGAUCCAGGAUGAGAUUGAUUCGCUGCAGUACUCGUUAAAUUGCUGCGGCAGCGACUCCUACCUCGACUACUUGAACACCGAGUUCACCAGCAACCACUCCACCGUCAUCACCACCAAGGAGACAGACGGCGACAUCGUCACCAUGGUCGUCCCUGCUUCUUGUUGCUCAAGUGCUGUUGAUGUGAUCUGUACAAGACUUAGGACUACUAGUUGCAAGGACGCUUUGGUUAAUAUGGUCAUUCAGAACUCUACGGUCAUUGGAGUUCUGGGUGUCUCUGUGAUGUUUAUCAAGCUCCUCGGCAUCAUCUUUGCUCUCCUUCUGGCCCGCUGCAUCCGCAAGAGUAAGAGCGAGCGCGCGCUAAUCCAGUGGAAGAUCCGCGAGCAGAUGAUCCUCGCGCGUCAACACACUGAUGAAUACAAGGCCGGUCAUACAGGCGUCAUGACGGUGUCUUUGGAGCAACCUACUUCUAGCAACGCAUAAACUGUUUUCAAAAUCAAAUCUGUGGCUACUUGCGAUCAUUGGCGCUGCUAUUUAAAUAUGAAAUGUACCGGCUGUGUAAAAAGGUUCAAAUUUCUUUGACUCUAGUAUGUCCUUUAUUCUAUGCUACAUACAAUAAUCGAAACACUAAAUAACUAUUUUUACGUCACUGGAGAGAAAUUUCCCGCUCCGCCUUGAAGGUAUUAUGCAGUAUUAUUUUAUUACCUUUAUAUAUAUCAUAUCUGAAUUUUGCACAAUAUAUGCUACUCACAAACUAAACUAGAGCAAGAUAUCUAUACUAGAUUAAAUUAUUAUUUGUAUUACUAUUAUGUACCACAAUAUUACUUAGUAAAAAAUAUUGCGUUACAAAAUUUGGAAGCGAGGGACAGUUAUAUUUAAAAUAAUGGAAUUGUAAAUAGUAUAUAGUAUGUAAUUAAGUCCCGUGUCUAAUCUUUUAUUGCAGAUGUUCUUAACAAAAGGGACCAGCGUUCAUUUGGAAAUGAGGUAUUAGUAUUUUUAUGUGUAAAAUAAAAUAUUUUAAAUAUGUUCUAUAGUAGUUUUAUAAUAUUGUAGUUCUUGUGUAUAGAUUUAGGUCACUUAGAUUGUAUCCUGGUCAUAAGUAUGUGAAUAAGACUAAAAUUAUGCUAGAAAUGUUUUAAUUGCACACAAGAUGUAAUAAUGUGGUUUUCUUAAUAAGUUUGCUAUAUUUAAUAUGAGCACAGUACAAUAAAAACACCAAUAAAGUUUUACUAGUAAAUACAAGAAUGUUAUCUAACUUAUUGGUUCUAGCAUCAAUAAAGGGAAAUAAAUU